Messenger RNA from Aspergillus steynii IBT 23096, 771 nucleotides. RefSeq lists its product as uncharacterized. The coding region runs from base 241 to 696 and encodes 151 amino acids. NCBI's taxonomy places the organism in Eukaryota, Fungi, Ascomycota, Eurotiomycetes, Eurotiales, Aspergillaceae. The record is from RefSeq and is a predicted model, not a curated record. The transcript has a single exon.
GACUCGUAGGACUAGUCGGGCUCCCCGUCCGGAGAUUCCAGACACCCCAGGCCGACCGUUGCUGCCUUCAUGCCUGCAUGCCUGGCAGCCGAGCCGAAAACGUUCCGGCCCGGCAUUUUCUAUUCCGCGUGCAGUCCAUCUGCCUAUUAGUAUCCCCUAGGGAUUAGUAGGACCUAAAGCCUGGCUAGAGCUUCGCAAUUGAUGCAUUCGCCAUUGUCCUAGAGAGCAUAGGAUUCGGUCAUGAUGUUUUGUGCCCAGUCGCACGGCGGUCGAUCUCGUCUCGUCGGCCAAGAGACCAAGACACCAAGAAUUGCCCGAACCGGCAGGUGUCAAGGCUUGACUAUCGUAGGAAAUGAUCGCUUGGACUGGUGUCGCUGGAUUCCGCCAAUUGAGGAGUGGACAAACCGGUUCUUCUCGCAAGUCGCGACAGAGGGAAUUUCGAAUUCCUCAACUGCAUCUGUGGUCUGUGCUGUUCCCCGUACCCACGUGAUUCCUCUUCUGCCCCUUCUCUCUCUCUCUCUCUCUCUCUCUCUCCCUCUCCGCGUCGCUGAAUCUACACCUCCCUUUGUUUUCAAUUCUACCAUCACAACGCUACUUCCUACUUCCAUCAUACGCGCCGAGGCAGAUCCUAUGGCACCCUGCAACACCUUCAAAUCCAAAUCCAAGAAACGUCAACCAGUUGGCCCCACUCGCUAACUGCAGAAACGGAGUACGGCCGAAGAAAACGAGGUCCGGAUAAGAGGCACACUACGGAGUAAGACCCACCAGCUU